UUGAAAAUCGUUUUUUUUUAUUCAGAACUAUUUGGACCCAGGAAAGACCAAAGCAUUCGCGACAGAAUCCAAAUUUCCGAUGACGGUGAAGUGACGAUUAAUGAUGAAGAGCGAGUCAAUGAGAAUGCUCAUGUGCUAGUGAUUGGCACUACCAGUCGGCCAGAUGCUGUAGAUGGUGGUCUAAGGCGUGCUGGGCGUUUUGAUACCGAGAUAUCUUUGGGUAUUCCUGACGAACAGGCUAGGCAAAAGAUUUUGCAGACCGUUUGCAAAUUACCUCUGGAUGAAAAUGUCAACCUAAAGAUGGUCGCGAGGUUAACUCCUGGUUAUGUAGGCGCAGAUCUCAUUGCUUUGGUCAGAGAAGCUGCCAAAUGUGCCGUGAAUAGGAUAUUUGACACUAUAGUGAGCCGUAGCUCGUCAAAGCGACAAAUGACAAACGAAGAAGUGAAGGAAGAGUUGGAAAAAGUGCUCGCUUGGCUGCAUUCUGAAGAUGAUCCAGGAGCACUGGAAAAACUAGGUGGAUUUCGUGUGACAAUGUCUGAUUUUGAACGAGCACUCGAAAAUGUCCAGCCAUCUGCGAAGCGUGAAGGCUUUGCUACUGUACCGGAUGUCUCAUGGGAGGACAUUGGUGCCUUGAGCGAGAUAAGGCAGGAAUUAGAAUGGCAUAUACUAAUUUUCUAA
Strongylus vulgaris is the source of this 678-nucleotide messenger RNA. Lineage: Eukaryota; Metazoa; Nematoda; Chromadorea; Rhabditida; Strongylidae. The record is from the annotation of a GenBank genome assembly.